Molecule: messenger RNA, 2493 nt
Organism: Mycetomoellerius zeteki
Lineage: Eukaryota; Metazoa; Arthropoda; Insecta; Hymenoptera; Formicidae
Gene: Vps52
Product: vacuolar protein sorting 52
Exons: 8
Coding region: 215-2302 (695 amino acids)
Biological process (GO): endocytic recycling; retrograde transport, endosome to Golgi; lysosomal transport
Cellular component (GO): GARP complex
Molecular function (GO): syntaxin binding
Source: RefSeq, a predicted model, not a curated record
UUGGCAGAAACUGGAGCUGAGCUUGGUCCGCUUGGGGACGUUUGGGAUAUGUUGAUAAACCUCGAUAUUUUGAGGUUAGACGCGAUUGAAGUUUCUUGCUCUCUAGAGUAGAGGAAACGAUCUCCAGGUUGUGUAAUUGAAUUAUAUACAUUGAGUUGUAUAUUGAAUUGUUGUGUUUAGCAGUUGCGUUGCAAUUGUAUGGAAGGAUUCGAGAAUGGCUGAGAUAGAUAUUUUUGACAAUGAAGAACAAUUGCCGCAAGACCUGGGCGACGAUGUCGUCCAGGAAGUCCUCAAGACUGGCACCGAUCUGCGCGAGUAUUCCAGGCAGAUCGAGAAGGAGCUCAAGGAAGUUGAGAACAAGUCGAUCCAAGAUUAUAUUAAGGAGAGCGAGAAUAUAGCCAGCCUGCACAAUCAGAUUGCUGCUUGUGAUAAUAUCUUAGAGAAAAUGGAGUCAAUGUUGAUGAACUUCCAGUCAGUUCUAGGAAAUAUAAGUUCCGAGAUAAUUUCCUUGCAACGCAAGUCUGUUGCUAUGAGCCAACAGUUGUCCAAUAGACAAAUAAUACGAGGUCCACUUAGUCAAUUUAUUGAAGACAUGACAGUGUCUGAGGCUCUGAUUUCUGGUAUUAUGAAUUGUCCAGUGACUGAAAAGGAAUUUUUGAUUCAGCUGCAAACUCUCAAUCACAAAAUCAAUUUUGUGAAGGAACAAAGUUUUAAGGAAGCCAAGUCUUGUUUAGACGUGAAGGAUAUAUUAGAGAAGCUGAAAGUAAAGGCAAUGGCAAAGAUUAGGACAUAUUUACUAGAACAAAUUUAUAAAUUUAGGAAGCCAAUGACGAAUUAUCAAGUGCCGCAGAACAACAUGCUAAAAUACAAAUUUUUCUUCGAAUUUAUUUUGGCAAACGAGAGAAAUGUCGCUGAGGAAAUUUGUGGAGAGUACAUUGACACUAUGAGCAAAAUAUGUUACUCGUAUUUCAAGUCUUAUUCAUCAAGAUUGAUGAAAUUACAGUUUGAAGAGAGAGCGACAAAGGAUGAUUUAAUGGGAGUCGAAGACACAGCAGGUAGAGGUCUUUUUCAUAAAACAACAUUAAAGCACAAAGGUACUGUCUUUUCCAUAGAUACAAGGGGUCAGGUUUUGACUUCUCAAUUGGAAGCACCUAUAAUUGUCCCACACACUGCUUCUAAAACACGAUAUCAUUAUGAAGCUCUGUUCAGAAGUGAACAAUAUGCUUUGGUUGAUAAUGCUUGCAGAGAAUAUUUAUUCCUGAUAGAAUUUUUCAAGGUCCGUAAUGCACAGGCGUUAGAUAUUUUCAAUCAGGUUAUGGGAAAAACGUUAAGUCUUGUGAUAAAGAACUUGCAAUCAUUUGUUGAGGAUUGUUAUGAUACAAUUGCUCUAUUUCUCUGCCUACAUUUAAUGAUGCGUUAUCAAUUAAUAUGUCAUAAAAGGGCUGUACCAGCAUUGGAUAAAUACUGGGAGACUUUAACAAACACAAUUUGGCCUAGGUACUUGAACAUGUUUAAAAGUAAUUGCAAUAAUAAUUAUCUUAUUAUUUUGUAUUAUUACAAUUUGCAAAAUUAUAUCUGUUUUUUUAGAUUUGAAUUUGUGUUUCAAUUAAAUAUAAAUAGUGUAAAAGAUUGCGACCCAUCAAAGUUCAAUAAAGAGACUGGUCCACAUUAUAUUACCAGAAGAUACGCGGAGUUUAGCGCCGCAAUUGUAAGUGUAGUCGAAGGUUUUCCCUGUGAGGGGACAACUCAAUUAUUGGCAGAAUUGAGAGAAGCUGUACAAUGUUUCCUGUUAAGAAUGGCAUCUAUUUUCCCAAGCCGGACGCAGCAAUUAGUAUUUCUUAUCAAUAAUUAUGAUUUGGUCCUCAGAGUAUUAAUGGAAAGGACACGAGAAACCUCAAAGGAAGCGGAGAGCUUUCGGGAACUAUUAAACGCGCGUUCUUCCGAAUUUAUCGAAGAAGUUUUGAGUCCGCACUUCGGUAGUAUAAUCCAGUUGGUGAAGGAAGCAGAGGCUCUGAGCGAAAAGGGUCAAAUCGACGAUUUGAAACGGCAGGAGGGAAAAGUGUUGGCUCUAGUGCAAUCUUUUACGAACAAUUGGAAGCGAGCUUUAGAAGAAAUAAAUCGAGAAGUGUUGCAAUCGUUUCCCAGCCUGGUGCUUGGCAGCACACUAGUGCAAGGCGCAAUGACGCAAUUAAUACAAUAUUAUAAUCGUCUUCAUAAGAUCUUGCCAACAAAUGCGCGCACGCAACUUACGAACAUCCACCAUAUAAUGGUAGAAAUUAAGAAGUAUAAGACGAAUUAUUAAGCAACUUUCUGAAGAAAUUGAUUACCCAAAUUCCCGAAUAACGGUCAAUCAUUGGUUAUUUUCUAUAGAAGAAUCACUUCUAUUGUAUAUAGCAAUCAAUUGUUGCAGCGAUUUCAAAUUCUAGUGAUUACAAUUAUAUUAAAGAAAUAUGUAAAUUUUGUUUUAUUACUAAGUAUUGUUUAGGAAAAUUG